UAAAAUGGACUGGUUCAAAGAGCUGAAGAAGAUCAUGCUGGAGGUUAUUAAUCUUAGAAGUCAACUUCUACCAGGGACAAUGACAUUAGGCAUGAGUAAAGAGGUCAAAGGUACAAUCAUGAACAGAGUGGAUUGGGGAAACUGCAGACUUGAAUUGGAUCUAGUACCUAGUGUAGAUGGUGAAAUCAUAGACAGUAACCAAUGUAGUCUGGUAAAACUACAUCAAGUGCAUCUGAGGAGUGCCCAAGAAACUAAAAUUUCUGCACUGCCGGUCGCAACCUCGGUGCAACCUUUGCUAUCACUUAUUUCAUUGCAAGUACCAGACCCAAGUGCACAGGCACAGACAACAGAAUCGGUGGAAGCUUUUGCGCAUCAUCUCCAUCUUCAGUUGGUAAACUUUGGGAUCAAUACGGGUGAAGCAGCGGAAGCUUUCUUUGCUCUCUAUGAUGCUAAAGAGGGAACAUUCAUUACAGAGCGGUAUCUAGCCAAGUUCAACAGACAAGGUGCUCCCCUGAAUGUAGAGAAGAUUGGUAACCUAGUCACUAUUUUCACAGAUAUGAGUAACAAGGACAUGGAGAGGGAUCUGUAUCUCACAUGUCAUAUCAUACGAUGUGGGCAGAUGAAACAAGCUAAGCACAUAGACAAGAAAACCAAUAGUCCAAACUAUAGAAGACCCUAUGGAUAUGGAGUCUUGAAGAUCACUCACAUUCUUAAGAUGCCAGAUGAUGAUGGUAGAGAAGGCAAGGAAGAGGUUAUGAAAAUAUAUGUAGCGAAUACAGCUGAUGAGAAGGACUUUGCUUCACUCCAUGAUCAAGUCAUCAGGAAUACAAGUAGAAAGGGCAUGUCUGCAUCUGGCAAUAUAGGUAUCACUGUAAAGCUUCUGAUGCUACAUGGUCAUCUUGAUAGCCUCAAGAAAGAGAAACACCUUCUAUUCAACAAAGGUCACAGUGUUACUCAUAAACUAGGAUUCAGUGAUAUCAUCAUGCCAGGUGACUUGCGGAAUGAUCUCUUCAUUGCAUUAGAGAGAGGAGAAUUUUUUGAUAAGAAUGCUGGCAAAAACAUUGAGGUGACCAUGUGUACAUUGGAUGAAAAAUGGAGAAUGAUUUCUUGCAUAUGCCUUGUAGACGAUGAAGCACCUGAAACUGAAUAUAGGUCAGUGGUGUAUGUUCAUAAUCAAACCCCUCGCUGGAAUGAACUCCUUAGGCUCAAUGUUCCUAUGGACAGCUUCAAAGAUACACACAUUCGCUUUGAGUUCAGACACUGCUCAAGAGAUAGUAAAAGGAGAGAAAAGCGUUUGUUUGCAAUGGCUUUUAUGCCACUCAUGAAGAAAGAUGGUACAGCUGUUGAAGACAGUACACACCAUCUCUAUGUCUAUAAGUGCACAGAUCAUCAUGAUUUCAGAGAUCCUGCCCAAUACCUUCGGUUGCCAUAUUGUUCAGCUGAUAUGGUUUCUAAGGGCAACGCAACAAGCAAUGACAUGUAUGAACUUAACCAAAAAGACACAUUCAUUGUUAAGACAGUCAUAUGCUCAACAAAACUUGUACAAAACAUAAACCUGCUUGGUUUGUUAAAGUGGAGGCAGCAUCCUGAUAGACUACAUGCUAUCCUUGAGAAACUCAGCAGUGUCAGUGGUCAAGAUAUUGUCAGGGUACUUCAAGAUAUCCUCGAUGCACUGUUCUCCAUUUUAGAUGAGAGGAGUGAAGAAUAUGGACGCCAGAUAUUUGAAUGCCUAGUUCAUAUCAUCAGUGUACUUGGUGAGCAACGUUUCAAGUCUUUCACUACUGUCCUGGAUACUUACAUUGAGAAUCACUUCGUUAGCACAUUAGCCCAUCAGUUCUUGGUACAUUAUCUAAUGAUGUACAUUGACAAGGCAUUGCAACAGAAGGAUCAUCACAUCACAAACAUGCUGGAAGGACUUCAAUAUCUCUUCAAGUUCAUCUUUAGGUCUCAUAUCCUCUACAAAAUGGCUACAGGUGAUGUCCAUGAUGGUGAUAUGCAGGAUUCUAUCAGGAAUCUAUUCCAAUCAAUCAAUUGUCUAAUGCAGAGAGAUGAUGACAGACUAGAAAAACAUCAGCUUGUUGUGCUACGGAAGUUCAGUACCAUUUGUAAUGAGCUGAUGGCUAUGUCAAUGUACACUGCACCUGAAGUGAGUCAGUUUACUGCAGACCUAUUGGUGUGUAUACCACAUACAUUGAAGAGAAUGAAUGUUCUACAGAGCAAGUUAGAAUGCAUCAAAGAAGCUGUUAAUAGCACACUCUUCCAGGAAUCAAUGGCAAGGAGAGUACUGCUUCAUCCAUGUCUCACUCAGCUUCAACACCACAUUCAGACUGGAGAUCUACCAGAUUUGUGUAUCUCUAUUGUAGAAGAUGUCUUGAUAUCUCUCCAUACGCUUUCACAGACAGAGAAAGUAGAAGAGGAGAUUAGUCUAGUAAUACAGCACCUCUUCAGAGAGAUUCUUGGUAUGGUGCCAACAUCAGAGAAUAUGACUGAUUUACAUACCCGAUGCAUUACCUGUCUUAUGGAGAUGUUACGUCUGAUGAAGGAGCAACACUAUGUUCAGCUAACAGAUUGCUUCCCAAGCUCACGAUAUAAACAGGAUUUCCUCAAUGGUAUUCUAAUGCUCUUUGCUGAGUGUGUAACAAAAGAUAUCUACUCCAAGGACUGGGCAGCAAUGAGGAUGGUUGUAAACAGGGUCAUUCUUUCAGCAAUCAAGAGGUUCUGUUCAGAUCUCAAUCAAGAUGACAUGAUAAGGAUGAGAUCUCAGUACUUUGAGUUAGCAGUGUACUUCAUUAUUCAACCAGUGCUGCAGUUAGAAAGCUUCACAUCAGCUAAAGAAGAAAGACUCAAAAAGAAGUUUGGUGAUAUGAGAAUUGCAAUGACUAAUGAGUUGAUUGAGAAGUGGAACAGUCUAGGCCCCGACAAGAGUCAGUUCAGUCAUUUGACGAGGAAUUUCUUAGAGGUAACAAUGAUACCUCAUGAUGACAUACGUAAAGCUAGUCUACCACUCAUCUUUGACAUCAUGUGCUCAGAGAUGCAGGAGAAGCCUUCUUUCAUCAAGCUGGAGGAUGAUCUGAUUGACAAGUUAGAUCACAUGGUUUGUGAUCAGAACAAAGGUGAUGAACAAUACACAGUGCUCUUCAACAACACCUUGAGAGAAAAGAUAGCUACACAGUCUUGGAGGACAGAAGGAGAAGAAUUUGUUGAGAAAGUUACUCGCUUACUAGAGAGACUGAUUGACUAUAGGAAUGUUUGUAACAAAUCGGUAGAGAACCGCUACCUCAAACUCAGCUGUAUUUAUCAACUCAUGAACUUCUACAAGGAUGAUGAGAGAAGGAAGGACAUCUACAUGAGGUACAUCUAUCAUCUUCAUGAUCUUCAUCUACACGCAGGAGAUUACACUGAAGCUGCUCAUACUCUUCUUAUGUUAGCAAAGACACUUGACUGGACAGACAACUUACUGCCCUCAGACAAGAGACAUGAACAGCAAACUGAAGCUGAACGGAAGACUAAGCUCUAUGGUGAAAUUAUCGAACUGGUGAAGAAAGGACAGGUUUGGGAGUAUGGUAUCCCUCUGUGUAAGGAGUUGGCUAUUCAGUAUGAGACCAAGCAGUUUGACUACAAAAAUCUCAGUGUGCAACUGGUGACCCAAGCUCAGUUCUUUGAGAACAUCAGAAACCAACCAAGGCAGCCACCAACCUUCUUUAGGAUCAAAUUCUUUGGUACAUUCCCUAUUCUCAGAAAACAUCGUGAGUAUAUCUACAGAGGUCAACCAUUUGAUCAACCUCAGAUUGUUAUACAGCGAUUCCAGGCAGACUUUCCGCAGGCCAGGGCAUGGACAAGCAAACAACCGCCAACAGAAGAAGAUCUUAUAGCAUAUGAUCAAUACAUUGAAGUGAGAUUAGUGACUUGUGUUCCUCCUCAACAUCCUCACCUAGAGGGUAAUGUACCUCCAAACAUCCGUCACUUUGCAGAGAGUUAUGAUGUCAGUGUCUUCAGCUUUGACCGCCCUUUCCAUAGAGGGGAGAGGGAUAAGACUCAGGAUUUCAAGACACUAUGGAUAGAGAGAACAUUCAUGACAACGAGAUCAUCAUUACCAGGUUUGCUGAGCUGGUCUGAGAUUGUAAAGACUGAGGUGGAGGAGAUCCGACCCAUUGCCAAUGCUAUCAAUGUGAUGACAGAGAAGAAUACAUCAAUGCAAGUGCAGAUCCAAGGACAUCGUGCUCAUAGAAACUCUAAUAUUAACCCUCUUAGUAUGGUCCUUCAAGGAACCAUUGAUGCAGCUGUACAGGGUGGCAUUAAAGUCUACCAAGAUGUGUUUUUGACUGCUGAGUAUGAGGAGAACAACCCAACAGAUAAAGAUGCUAUCAUUAAGCUAAGGGAACUCAUGGUCAACCAGUUGAAGAUCUUGGAUGAUGGAGUAUUGCUACAUAAGGAAUUAUGUUCAGAAGAACUAAUGGACUUUCAUCUUAACCUGGAGAGAAAACUUGCCAAGCUGAUGAAGGAAUUUGGACUGGGACAACCUAAAGUGUAUUCCAAAGCAAGACCUCCCUCAAGACCCGUGCAGCAACCUCUUCAACCAGUUGCUAACAUCACAUCAGGAACCAAAACGUAUAAGAGAACUACAUCAGAUACAAACUUCCAUCCACCAAGAGACAGACAUGCCAGCAAGUUCUACUGCCAAACACCAGUGGAACCAAUACCGAGCCGUACAGAGGGUGGGGGUACAUUACAGCGUGGUAGAGCAACCAUUGCCACUACCACUCCCAUGUCUGAAGAGGUACAUGAACCCCCUGGUAUGCCUCCUCCUGAUAUGCCGCCACCACUACCACCACCUAAUCUCAGGCAUCAUGUCUCGCAUGUAGAUCACACGGGAUACAUUCGCAUUCUGCCGUCUCGGAAUAGGUCACAUUCUGUCUUUACUGUACUGGAUCAAACUCAUUUAAUACAGAAGCAGAGUACGAGGAGAAAGGAUUCCUUGCCAUCACUAUCAUCACUAUCACCUUAUCCAAAUUCAGCAAUACAAGAGUUUGUGACUGAUGUGACUGAUUCAACAUCAUCAUCAAACCGUACAAGUGAGAGCCCAUCUCUUUCUUCAGCUCGUUUAUCUCAAGAAAGUCAAUCUUCAUCUAUUCAAGAUGAUAGACCAAUACUACCAAAGAAAGGAAGCUCAAGACCAAACUCAUCUGGCUCAGAAUUCUCUGGAGUAACAUCAUCAUCUCGUAUUAGUGAAAGUCCUUCAGUAUCAUCAUUGAUGAGCAGGAUAUCAGCAGACAGUCAAGCUUCAUACCUUGAUGAUCGUCCUCCUCAGCUACCUCCUAGAAAGAUUAGCUCAAGACCGAGCUCAGGGGGGUCAGCUGGAAUCAUCGAUCACAACCGAAUGAGUAGCUCUAGUUCCUGCUCUGGUACAGAUAUAUCUGAAGAGGGUGUAGCUCCCCCUGUCCCUUCCAGAACGCAGCAGAUCCCGGCAAAGGACACCAUCCAACAUGGACCUUCGGGAACCGGUAACACCAGUCUCCUCAACUCUCCCUCUGCGGUCCAAACGCCGCCGUCAAAUACAGCAACCAGAGAUAGUGUUCACCCCUCCCCCAAUUUUACCACCACCCCCAGCACACCUGUUGUCUCCACAGCUACCACCCAUGAUACUAGACGUUCCCCCGGAGGAGCUCCCCCUCCCACCGUCCCCAGACAAAGAAAGCCAUCUAAUCUGACCUCUCCUGUACCACUUCCUAGACCCAAUGGUUAUUCUAAUGACUCUCCUGGAGCCAAGUCUGAUGGCACCCCACCACUCCCAAUACGCCCUGAGAAGAAUAAAGCUAAGACACCAAUAGCCACCUCACCACCCAUAUCAUUACCUGUUACCCCUGGACCCACAACUCCGAGCAAAGUGACUUCACCUAAUAAGAAUGGAAAUGUUCAAGGGGCACCACCUGUUCCAUUACGACCUGCUAAAAGGAAGGAAUCUAUCAUUAAGGAUAGCAGUGGCACUAGUCUUUGA
This is a messenger RNA of Lytechinus pictus (painted urchin), 5995 nucleotides long. Its product is annotated as dedicator of cytokinesis protein 3-like. Gene Ontology annotation, molecular function: guanyl-nucleotide exchange factor activity; small GTPase binding. NCBI's taxonomy places the organism in Eukaryota, Metazoa, Echinodermata, Echinoidea, Temnopleuroida, Toxopneustidae. The transcript is spliced from 45 exons. Bases 5 to 5995 code for a protein of 1996 amino acids. Gene Ontology annotation, cellular component: cytoplasm; plasma membrane. The record is from RefSeq and is a predicted model, not a curated record. Gene Ontology annotation, biological process: small GTPase-mediated signal transduction.